Messenger RNA from Cucurbita pepo subsp. pepo (vegetable marrow), 1540 nucleotides. Lineage: Eukaryota; Viridiplantae; Streptophyta; Magnoliopsida; Cucurbitales; Cucurbitaceae. The record is from RefSeq and is a predicted model, not a curated record.
GUUCUUCCCUCGUCCAGUUCCAUCGUUGAUUUCGUAAGCAUACGCCAUACUCGGGAACACUAAAGCAACGUUUUUCUUUUUCGUUGAUUUGAUUAAAGAAAAGAAAAUGUGAAUGUUUGGUGAAGAUUCCGUCAGAAUUUUACCUGAAGAAUCGAAUACGGAAACAGCAGAGAGGAAGGUUUAGAAAAAGUCUCCGAACAAUGGUGCUUCUGCUUUGAUUCGUUGUGUUUCUGCAAAUUCUGAAGGAUUCAGAGAGGAUCGUUUGAGAAAAAGUUGAGGAAAACGACGGAAGGAUCUUGAUCUGUGCUAAAGAUCAUGUCGUUCUCAUUCUUCAAGCCGUCGAGGCCUAGAACCCCGCAGGAGGUGGUCAAAUCCAUUAAGGAAAGCCUCAUGGCCCUGGAUACCAAGACCGUCGUCGAAGUUAGAGCUCUCGAGAAGGCCAUGGAAGAAGUUGAGAAGAACUUUAUAACUAUGAGAUGUAUGCUUAUUGGAGAUGCGGAGGUUGAGCCCAUUGCGGAACAAGUUUCACAGCUAACGCAGGAGAUAUGUAAUGAGUGUGUCAUCGAUCUUCUAAUUCACAAGCUGCCUGUUCUUGGAUGGGAAGCAAGAAAGGACCUUGUGAAUUGUUGGUCCAUAUUGUUGAAACAAAAGGUUGGCUCCACUUAUUGCUGUGUCAACUACAUUGAGAACCAUUUUGAGUUGCUAGAUUUUCUCGUUGUGUGCUACGACAACAAGGAAAUUGCCGUAAACUGUGGAAAUAUGUUGAGGGAAUGCAUCAAAUUCCCAACCCUCGCAAAAUACAUAUUAGAGGCUGCAAGUUUCGAAUUGUUCUUCAAGUUUGUGGAGUUACCAAUUUUUGACGUCGCAUCGGAUGCAUUUUCUACAUUCAAGGACCUGCUUACCAAACACGAAAAUAUAGUUUCCGACUUUUUGAGUGCUCAUUAUGAUGAGUUCUUUGACAGAUAUGAAAAACUCCUGACUUCUUCGAAUUAUGUAACUAGAAGACAGUCAUUGAAGGUUCGUUCUCCGAACGGCUCUUUUAAUCUCCUUUNCGUGUUUUUCCAAUUUGUCCAUCAGUUGUUGCUACAGGAUUCUAGCAAGAACAUCCAACUGUCUGCUUUCCACAUAUUCAAGGUUUUUGUUGCUAAUCCUAAUAAGCCACGUGAGAUCAAGGUUAUCGUAGCGAAAAACCACGAAAAGCUUCUGGAAUUGCUUCACGAUCUUUCUCCUGGGAAAGGUGCCGAAGACGAACAGUUCGAAGAAGAAAAGGAGUUGAUUAUCAAAGAAAUAGAGAGAGUUUCACGCUUGCAACAUCUUACUGGUUGAAGCCAUUGUUCUCCCACGUCGUGCCUUUAUCCCCCAAAACUAUGGCUCCUGUUGAGUGAGUUUGCAUUUAAAAUGCAGGAGAUGUUUGAUUAUUUGUGGAAGUACAAGUUAUUAAUGUAUAAAUAAUUCUCUUUAACAGUGUACUGCGAAACAUUGUUGCAAAUUGAAGGUGUCUGUAAUUAUUAUUGCGUGGAGGCACUCUUUAGCCCAGAAA